Messenger RNA from Lytechinus variegatus (green sea urchin), 2814 nucleotides. Its product is annotated as kin of IRRE-like protein 3. The coding region runs from base 465 to 2696 and encodes 743 amino acids. Lineage: Eukaryota; Metazoa; Echinodermata; Echinoidea; Temnopleuroida; Toxopneustidae. Gene Ontology annotation, molecular function: cell adhesion molecule binding. The transcript is spliced from 11 exons. The record is from RefSeq and is a predicted model, not a curated record. Gene Ontology annotation, biological process: cell-cell adhesion. Gene Ontology annotation, cellular component: cell-cell junction.
UCGCUCGAAGUUUAGGGUCCGCCUCGUACACCCUCAUUCUGCAUCGCAAAGUCGCUCAAGCUCGUCGAUCGCGACCAGUGAAAGUGCGGGGGAGACGCGGCGCAGAUACAAGAUCGUUUGCAACACGUUCGCGUGGCUGUACUGCUGUGAUUUGUGGACUGGAUCUGGAAAAGAUGGUGUUUUUAACCAAGAUAUUCGAUAUUUCUCCGUCGAUAUGAACAUCAAAACAAUAUACAUAGGAUACUUCUGAAUAGCCAUUACAGCAUGAACUCAUGAUUCUCGUUCUUUAUUUCCUGUAACCAAUUUUUUUUGCUUUCCCAAUUUUUCAUAAAAUUGGAAGUCAAAAGGAAGAGGAGUUGGUCAUCGUCAGUGGCUUCAUCCAUCGGAUACAGCCUACGCAUACGCGCUACUACGGGAAUUUUUGGAGUCCUGUCCUGAGAAGAUUGAUAAAAAGUCUUUCAAGAAUGUUUUCUAUCGAAAGUCCAUCGAAUUGCUGUCUACUAAUCUGUAUUCUUUUGUCAUCUGGUUUGCAUCUGGAAUAUGCUUCUGCCACCCAGAGUUUAACCCAACAACCUGCGGAAACAGCUGUGAACUCUGGUGUCAGCUCCGUCAUCCUCCACUGCACAGUAGCCAGCAAAACCGGCCAACUCUUCUGGAUCAAAGACGGCGAGCACAUCGGGUCGGACCAAGACGUCACCAUUCCCGGCCGCUCUCGGUAUUCCAUCGUAGGAGAUGCCUCAGCCGGAGAGUACAACCUGAAGAUCGUAGAUGUUACCCUGGCAGACGAUGGUCUUUACCAGUGCCAGGUGACACCAAGUGCUACGGAUGGGGGACUCAAAUCGAAUACGGCCAAACUAACCGUCCAGAGACCACCGGGUUCCGUGUCUCUUGAUGGCAGUCCAACGAUGUCUGUCGAGGUCUCGGAUCAAGUCAACCUCACCUGCAAUGCCAACGCUGCCAACCCCGCUGCCACCAUAGAAUGGUUCCGUGAUAAUGAACCCCUAGAGGGCGCCGUAUACAGUUCAGGACGAGCUGCCAAUGAUGUCUCUGGCAAGCUUUGGGAUGCUGUCAGUGAGCUCACCGUGACGCCUGAACUGAUUGAUCACGGGCCGUUAUAUGAGUGCCGUGCGUCAAAUGCAGCUCUUACUGAGCCAAUGACGGCUAGCUUGACAUUUGAUGUGCAACAUGCUCCGGUUGUUGCCGUGGAAACAGAACCAGCCAAUGUGCGAGAAGAAACCACCACGAUAUGUCGCUGCGUGGUCAAUGCCAAUCCAAGGAGUGUUUCUUAUGUAUGGACAAAGAAUGGGGAAACAAUGACAGGGGUUGACGGUAACCAGAUGGAACUACUAGUCACAAAAGAAGAUCACAAAGCUACAAUCAAAUGCACAGCAACAAACACAAUAGGUACCACAGAAGGGACUAUGGAACUCAAUGUGCUGUAUGGUCCAAGACUCGUUGAGGUACCAGCCAGCGUGUCAGUAGAUGAAGGCAGCCCUGCUCAGAUGUUGUGCAUCGGCGAUGGCAACCCCACCCCUACAACAAAAUGGACUCGCCUUGGGUCCCGAGCAACGCUCAGCACCAUGCAAAGCCUGCAGUUUGACACGGUUCGGGAGUCUGACGUGGGAGUGUAUGUUUGCUCCGUAACCGUACCAGGCUUCGACCCCAUCACAACUAUAGGCAGACUGGAUAUAAAUGCUGUACCCCUCAUUGACAGCCUAUCCAUCCAGAAAGCCAAGAUUGGUAGUACAGCAACAUUAGAAUGCAGCACAGAUACCAAACCUGACCCAUAUCUUAUUAUGUGGAGUUGGAAUGACAUCGAGUUAGAAACAGGGAGCGUUGGUCGCUUUGAGGCAGAGCAGGUAGAGGCAGCGAGUGGAGGGAUCGCUAGUCUACUCCAUAUCAAGAAAGUACAGAAGGAAGAUUAUGGUGAUUAUAACUGCACUGUUUGGAAUGAAAUUGGGAUCCAGUCCAAGAUUAUUACUCUUGAACAGCAAGGAAUGGAUCUUAUCAUCUACAUCAUCAUUGGAGUGGUUUCUGCAUCUGGAUUUAUCUUCAUAAUGACAAUAAUCUUCAUGGCUUACUGCAGAAGAAGAUAUAGGAAGAAGAAAGUCCAAUCAGAAAGCCCCAGCAAAGAAGCCAUCCCCGUCGAGAUCAUCCCGCAGGUCAUGUCUCUGAAGGACGCCCUCAACAAGGGGAAGAAGACGGGCGAUGAACCCGACGGGUCCCCUCAUAGCUCAGGGUCACGCCCUCGCUAUGCCAUGCCGCAUGAGUUCGUCAAUCGUAGGCGUGAUUCGUGGGAUGAUCCCCAGUACAGACGGAGGCAGUCCAAUGAAUACAUGGAACCCCAUCACUUUGAUAGGCGCCCUCCGCCACCAUGGGAAGACGAUGACAACCGCCGUGACCCUUACGACGAUGACGACCCGUACGCCCGGCACGACAGUCACUAUUCAAAAUUUAAUGAUGCCGAACCUGAGCCCAUCUACCAUGAUCGUAGUAUCCGAAGCCAGCGCAGUCGUCAUAGCGACCAUGAGGAUUACGUGGAUCCGCAGGACUUCUGCGACCCGCCAUACACGCGCUAUAAACCGGAGGGAAACGGGUACCGUGAUCGUGACGAUCCUUACGAUUACGAUCGCGAGUCCGAUAAGGAUUCAGAAAUCUCGUACAAUUCUAAAGAUAGACUUGCAACCAAUGUAUGAGAUGCCAGUUAUUCCGGGGUCCAAAUAUUUAUAAGAACCAACAGCCAUGAUAUAAUGAAUAAAGCCCUAUCCUUAUAUUUGCAGCAUAUGAUCUGAUUUCUAUUCCUUUAUGAAUUAA